GUGUACGGUGGCUCGCGGAGAACAAAGAAGCAUCGAAGGCGUAUUUAAAGCGGAGGAAGUACCGAAGGGACGACUUGAAGCGGCGGGCUCGCGUCACGACAUGCGGGCGAGCGUGCACGCGUCCGGCGGUCUCCUCAUCCUCACGCUCGCCGCCGUGCUCGAGCCCGAGUGCGCACGCUCCGCCGCCGCCGUUGGCCACCGCCACCACCAAGCGACACCGGUGUCUGUGAAAGCAGUCAGACUUCCUCACGCCCACAAUCUCCUCAAAGAUGUCGCUCUGUCCAAUGGUAUCCGGAGGCCGGGCAGGCGUCCACGCUGCGGAGUUCCCGACUUCCCCGACGGCCGGCAGCAACGUCUUCUCCCGCUGGGACACCGGCGCAGGCGCUUUGUCCUCUAUGGCGGACGCCUGGACAAGAAUGAGCUCACCUACAGGAUUGUACGCUUCCCCUGGCAGCUGGGCGAGGAGAAGGUGCGGCGCGUGUUUCGGGAAGCUCUGAAGAUUUGGAGCGACGUGACGCCACUCACCUUCACAGAGGUCCGUGCGGGCAAAGCCGACAUCCGCAUCGACUUCACCAGGUACUGGCACGGAGACAGCCUCCCGUUCGACGGCCCAGGCGGGAUCCUGGCUCACGCUUUCUUCCCCAAGACUCAUCGCCAAGGAGAUGUUCACUUUGACUACGACGAGGCCUGGACACUCGGGAACCACAUGGGCACGGACCUUCUCCAGGUGGCGGCUCAUGAGUUCGGCCACGUCCUGGGCCUGCUUCACUCGGAUGAACCCGGGGCAAUCAUGUCCGCCUACUACUCCUUCUCGUACCCGCUUGAGCUGAGUCACGACGACCGACGUGGGAUCCAGUUCCUGUACGGGCGGCGUCCCGAGCCGCCAUCUCCCACACCCCCUCCGCUGCCUCCCCGUAAAGAGACCAAUGAGAUUCUCUUGCAUCCCGAUGCGUGCCUGACGGACUUUGAUGCGGCGUCUGUCAUCCGCGGCGAGCUUUUCUUUUUCAAAUCGGGGUAUGUGUGGCGCAUCCGCGACGGGCGUCUGGAGAGCGGCUAUCCGGCGUUGGCCUCGCGCCACUGGCGAGGGAUCCCCGACAACGUGGAUGCCGCAUUUGAAGACGAGGCCGGCAACAUUUGCUUCUUUCAAGGUAACAGUUACUGGGUGUUCGACACCGAGAUGCGGGUGCGAGGGCCCGAGUCUGUCCAGGCGCUGGGCCUGCCGGCAACGGGCGUGAAGGCGGCGCUGCGCUGGGGUCGCGACCCGGACUUCAACACCUACUUGUUCGGCUCGGGCGGAUACUGGCGCUAUAGCCCGCGACGCAACCGCCUUGAGUCUCCGUACCCGAGAGCAAUGAGCGACUGGGGUGGGAUUCCCGCCGAUGUGGAUGCUACCUUCCGAGACGCUUACGGCUACGCCCAUAUCAUCCGUGGACGCCAGUAUUGGAAAUUGGACCCUGUGAGUAUGAACUCCCUGGAGGGUUACCCUCGCUACGUGGGCGUCGACUUCUUCGGCUGCGGAAACGUGUGACCCAUGUGAAGACACCGCCGCUUGGGAAUGGAUUUGUCGGACCUCACGCACUCCCCAGUGACGUCUACCCAAGCCUGUUUUUGGCGCCAAAUGCCAGAGGUCUAUGCCCAUGCCCAAUGCCCAUGGCAUGUUCCAGGACCGGCGUGUUUGUCGGUGCGGGUCACUGACGUGUAGCUCAGUUGUCACGGCGACAUUCGCAAGUUAUUCAUUAUCCAAUUAACAAUUACAAUUUGGGAUCAUUGUCCUAAUGAAAUUGCAUAUUUAGAACCCAAAACAUUUUUGUACAUAUUUUGUGUGAUGUUUUCUUACUCAGUUGUAGUGUUCAGGAAGUCUAACUCAUUGGGGGAAUUUUUUUUUUUUUUUUUAAUAAAACAAUAUUUAACCCUUGCUGGACAGUGGUCACUUCAGUGGACAUUUAUUAAAAAGUUAUCAGUCAUCUAACUCAUUCACUGCCAGACCAGCAGAGGUGUAUUCCAAAAAAACGGGUUAAAACUUUUGAGUAAAUAAACUCUUGAGAUGAUGAAUGCUAAUGAGUCUUCCAUUCCAGUUAGUGAGGUAAUUGAAACAAGGAGUCACUCACCAUGGCAAGUCUCUGACCAUAACAUGUUCGCUGAAGAGUUCUGUUGAAGUAACCAUGAG
Corythoichthys intestinalis (scribbled pipefish) is the source of this 2167-nucleotide messenger RNA. It is a transcript of the gene mmp11a, whose product is annotated as matrix metallopeptidase 11a. The coding region runs from base 101 to 1528 and encodes 475 amino acids. The transcript is spliced from 8 exons. Gene Ontology annotation, cellular component: extracellular matrix. NCBI's taxonomy places the organism in Eukaryota, Metazoa, Chordata, Actinopteri, Syngnathiformes, Syngnathidae. Gene Ontology annotation, molecular function: metalloendopeptidase activity; zinc ion binding. The record is from RefSeq and is a predicted model, not a curated record. Gene Ontology annotation, biological process: proteolysis; extracellular matrix organization; collagen catabolic process.